Molecule: messenger RNA, 4755 nt
Organism: Lates calcarifer (barramundi perch)
Lineage: Eukaryota; Metazoa; Chordata; Actinopteri; Centropomidae
Gene: dhx38
Product: DEAH (Asp-Glu-Ala-His) box polypeptide 38
Exons: 27
Coding region: 264-4040 (1258 amino acids)
Biological process (GO): mRNA splicing, via spliceosome
Cellular component (GO): spliceosomal complex; intracellular anatomical structure
Molecular function (GO): RNA binding; ATP binding
Source: RefSeq, a predicted model, not a curated record
AUUGUGGGACAGCAAUGGCUGCCGUCUUGAUUGUAAACAUUUGCGUCGUGUUUACGCAAGUCGCAGUUUAAACACUCUCGUGUGACAGGCAUAGGUCCCCUGUUUUCCGGACUGCUCGUCGGUCCGUUAGCUGAACUCAAAUCUUUAACUUUAUUGACCGUUUCUGCCUCUGAGACCCAGAGAAACACGCGGCUGUUUCCCGCAGUUUUCAGCCGGCCUCGGACCAGCUAACGCUAGCUGCUAUAGCUGCUCCAUCUGAUACAAUGGACGAUGAUGUGUCCAUUCACAGGCUGGAAGGGUCUGAUCCAGCUGCUCAGGUCGGCGGUCUCAUUGUAAAGAAGAAGAGUGCUGCUGCGGAGCCCCAUGUUUUUCGGGCACCCACUCCACGCACAUCUCUGCUGGGCUUGGAUCUGCUGGCGGCCCAGAAAAGGAAGGAACGUGAGAGUAAGGAACAGGGAGAUGCUGGUGGUGAAGACGGACACAGAAAGAAGUCAAAGGUUUCCUCCUACAAGGACUGGGAGGAAAGUAAAAGUGACUCUGGGUCUGAUGAAGACGACGACGAUAAGAACAGAAAUGCUAAGAAGGAGAGUCUUUCCAGCAGGAAGUAUCGUGUGACUGGCUCUGAGACGCCCUCAAACCCUGGAGGGGUCAGUGAGGAGUUCAAACGCAGACACCAGCAGAGAGAGAAAGACAGACGUGAGCAUGGAGUCUACGCCUCGUCCAAAGAGGACAGGAACAGAGAAAGAGACCGGGAAAGGAGCAGAGACAAGGGCAGAGACCGAAGGAGUGAAAGAGAUGAGCGAGAGAGCGGCCAUAGUCGCAGCAGCAGGUCUGAGCGCAGUGAGAGGAGUGAGAGGAGUGAGCGCUCACAGAGAGACGGCUGGUCCGAUCGCAUCAGCCGGGGGAGUAAAAGAGAUGAACCCCUGACACCACAGCAUCGCCCCAGAGAUGCUUUCACACCCUCACGCUCCAACUGGGAUGAGGAUGACAGUGGUUAUGCCAGUUCAAGGCAUUCCCAGUGGGAGUCUCCGUCCCCUGCUCCAUCUCACAGAGAGUCGGAUCGCUCAGAGCGAAGCCAUCGCUCCGUCCGAGCCAGUGAGAGGAGGGACAGGUCAGUCAGAGGCCGUUACCCUGACGACACACCCCUGCCAACACCGUCCUACAAGUACAACGAUUGGGCCAAUGACAGGAAGCAUUUGGGUUCUACACCUCGUUUAUCACAAGGAAAAGGGAGGAAAGAAGAUGGUGAGGGAGGAAUUAUGUUUGAUAAUGAGGAUGAGAAAGAACAGUGGGAGGAGGACCAGAAGCAAGCUGACAGAGAUUGGUACAUGAUGGAUGAAGGCUAUGAUGAGUUCCACAACCCUUUCACCUCCACGUCUGAUGAAUAUAUAAAGAAGAGAGAACAGAUCCUUCAGAAACAGACUCAGAAAAGAAUAUCUGCCCAGAAGCGACAGAUCAAUGAGGAUAAUGAGCGGUGGGAGACCAACCGUAUGCUGACCAGUGGUGUGGUGCAGAGGCUGGAGGUGGAUGAAGACUUUGAGGAGGACAAUGCUGCAAAGGUUCACCUGCUGGUUCACAACCUGGUCCCACCUUUCCUGGAUGGAAGAAUAGUCUUCACUAAACAGCCUGAGCCUGUCAUCCCUGUGAAAGAUUCGACCUCUGACAUGGCCAUUAUCUCCCGAAAGGGCAGCCAGCUUGUCCGUAAACAUCGUGAGCAGAAAGAACGCAAGAAGGCACAGCACAAACACUGGGAAUUGGCAGGUACCAAGUUGGGAGAUAUCAUGGGGAUCAAGAAGACAGAGGAUGAAGAUGCCUCUGGAGGCAAAGCAGUGGGCGAGGACGGCAAAGUAGACUACAGAGCAGAGCAGAAGUUUGCAGACCACAUGAAGGAGAAAUCCGAAGCCAGCAGUGAGUUUGCCAAGAAGAAGAGCAUCCUGGAGCAGAGGCAGUACCUGCCUAUCUUUGCUGUGAGACAGCAACUUCUCAACAUCAUAAGGGACAACAGCAUAGUGAUUGUUGUCGGGGAGACGGGCAGCGGGAAGACCACCCAGCUGACCCAGUACCUGCAUGAGGAUGGCUACACCAGCUACGGCAUGGUGGGCUGCACUCAGCCCAGAAGAGUGGCAGCCAUGAGCGUGGCCAAGAGAGUCAGCGAGGAGAUUGGCACCAACCUCGGAGAGGAGGUUGGCUAUGCAAUCCGUUUUGAGGACUGCACGUCAGAGAAGACUCUGAUAAAGUACAUGACAGAUGGUAUCCUGCUCAGAGAGUCACUGAGGGAGUCAGACCUGGACCACUACAGUGCUGUUAUCAUGGACGAGGCUCACGAGCGCUCCCUGAAUACUGAUGUACUGUUUGGCCUGUUACGUGAGGUUGUAUCUCGACGGACUGAUUUGAAACUCAUUGUUACCUCUGCAACGAUGGACUCAGACAAGUUUGCUGCAUUUUUCGGCAAUGUACCUAUUUUCCAUAUUCCAGGAAGAACAUUUCCAGUAGACAUUUUGUUUAGCAAGACACCUCAGGAGGACUACGUGGAGGCAGCAGUGAAACAAGCCCUGCAGAUCCACCUCAGUGGGAUGGUGGGAGACAUCCUCAUCUUUAUGCCCGGGCAGGAGGAUAUCGAGGUGACCUCAGAUCAGAUCGUGGAACGGUUGGAGGACUUGGAGAACGCUCCACCUCUGGCUGUGCUGCCCAUUUACUCCCAGCUGCCAUCUGACCUUCAGGCCAAGAUCUUCCAGAAGGCUCCAGAUGGUGUGAGGAAAUGCAUUGUUGCUACAAACAUCGCUGAGACUUCCCUCACUGUGGAUGGAAUCAUGUUUGUUGUGGAUGCAGGAUACUGCAAACUCAAGGUUUUCAAUCCUCGUAUUGGAAUGGAUGCUCUGCAGGUUUAUCCCAUCAGCCAGGCUAAUGCCAACCAGCGUGCUGGCAGAGCAGGACGUACAGGACCGGGGCAGUGUUACAGGCUUUAUACCCAGAGCGCUUUUAAGAACGAGAUGCUGACUACCACCAUACCAGAGAUCCAGAGGACCAACCUGGCCAAUGUAGUCCUGCUGUUGAAGUCUCUGGGUGUUCAGGAUUUACUCCUCUUCCACUUCAUGGAUCCGCCACCCGAGGACAACAUGCUCAACUCCAUGUACCAGCUCUGGAUUCUGGGAGCUCUGGACAACACAGGUGCUCUGACACCGACGGGCCGUCUGAUGGUGGAGUUUCCCCUUGACCCCGCCCUCUCCAAGAUGCUGAUUGUGUCAUGUGACAUGGGCUGCAGCGCUGACAUCCUCAUCAUCGUCUCCAUGUUGUCUGUGCCGGCCAUCUUCUACAGACCUAAGGGUCGUGAGGAAGAGAGUGACCAGGUGAGGGAGAAGUUCUCCGUCCCAGAGAGCGACCACCUCACCUACCUUAACGUUUAUAUGCAGUGGAAGAACAACAACUACUCCAGCAUCUGGUGCAACGAGCACUUCAUCCACACCAAGGCCAUGCGCAAGGUGCGUGAGGUGCGCUCUCAGUUAAAGGACAUCAUGGUGCAGCAGAGGAUGAACCUGGUUUCCUGUGGCUCAGACUGGGACAUCAUCAGAAAGUGCAUAUGUGCUGCUUACUUCCACCAGGCUGCCAAGCUCAAGGGCAUUGGGGAAUAUGUGAACGUGAGGACAGGCAUGCCGUGUCACCUCCAUCCCACCAGCUCCCUGUUUGGUAUGGGCUACACUCCUGACUACAUCAUCUACCACGAGCUUGUCAUGACCACCAAGGAGUACAUGCAGUGUGUGACUGCAGUGGAUGGAGAAUGGCUGGCAGAGCUGGGGCCCAUGUUUUAUAGCAUCAAACAUGCAGGAAAAAGCCGACAGGAGAACCGUCGGCGGGCCAAGGAGGAGAUCAACAACAUGGAGGAGGAGAUGGCCCUGGCUGAGGAGCAGCUGAAGGCGCGACGGGAUGAGCAGGAGAAGAAGAACAACACUGGCAGUGUUAGGGGCUUGAAAAUCUGCACACCAGGAAGAAAAGAAGAAACCCCCAUGACGCCCAGACGCACCCCCGCCCGCUUCGGACUGUAAAACUCCUUAGAGCUCAUCGUCAUCAGGUCAUCUUGUACCCCACCAGCACAAGGACACACUGUAACUUCCAGGUACCAUUUGUCCCUCCCAGCAUGGCCAGAAUCAGCUGCAGUUCAUAUACAGACCACUAGAGUGAGAACUUGUAUAAGGCACAAAACUCAAAGGAUGAGCCAGGACCACAGAAAUGCCUCCCUCCGCCUUCAUCAGCCAGCUGAUUCCAUAACGCUUUUCAAGACGAAGACUAAAGGAUGGCUCUGUUGGUUAUUAUAUGUACAGUAUGUAUAUCUGCUCAUUACUGACGUGUUUUCACACACAAUGAUUUUACCUGCGCUACAAACAUUUAAUUUUCUAUCUGUUGUCAGAGGGAGCCUGAUAGACAGUGAUGCCAUUCCAGUGUUACCUGUCUUUUUACUUGUUCUUGUUCUGUUGUGGCUUCAGCAGUGUGUGUGCCACCAUGAAGGGCUCCUUCACUGACUGAAGCACUACUCACACUGUACUUGUGGUAUGAGUGUCUUCACACUCUAGAUUUGUAUUGUUACACUCAACACACACAACACACUCAUGCAGGCUUUGACCAAUUGACCUUUUUGGACUUUUCAGUUACUCUUGUUCUAACAGUGUAAUGUACCACAGCUUUGCUUCAUCAUACAAAACAUCAGCGUGCUGGAUUAAACAUAUCCACUGUUUUAUUUCCACAGUGCUCGUGUUGAAAAUA